Messenger RNA from Rhincodon typus (whale shark), 552 nucleotides. RefSeq names its product zinc finger protein 214-like. NCBI's taxonomy places the organism in Eukaryota, Metazoa, Chordata, Chondrichthyes, Orectolobiformes, Rhincodontidae. Gene Ontology annotation, biological process: regulation of DNA-templated transcription. Gene Ontology annotation, molecular function: RNA polymerase II cis-regulatory region sequence-specific DNA binding; DNA-binding transcription factor activity, RNA polymerase II-specific. The coding region runs from base 1 to 552 and encodes 183 amino acids. The record is from RefSeq and is a predicted model, not a curated record. The transcript is spliced from 3 exons.
AUGGGGGAGAAAUCAUUCAUGUGUGGGGUGUACGAUAAAACAUUCUCAGAGUCAUCAAACCUCUGCAGACACCAACGAAUUCACACAGGGGAAAAACCUUACAAGUGCAAGGAAUGCAACAAAUCAUUCUCAGAGUCAUCAAAACUUCAAACACACCAACACAUUCACACAGGGGAGAAACCAUUUACAUACCUCCGGAUACAUCAACACAUCCACUCGGGGGAGAAACCAUUCCUGUGUGAGUGGUGUGACAAAUCAUUCUGUGACUCAUCAAGACUCUUGAUCCACCAGAGGAUUCACACAGGGGAGAAACCAUUCAUCUGCAAGUCAUCAAAGCUCCACAUACACCAACGAAUUCACACAGGGGAGAAACCUCACAAAUGCAAGGAAUGCAACAAGUCAUUCUCAGAGUCAUCAAAGCUUCAAAGACACCAACAAAUUCACAAAGGGGAGAAACCAUUCGUGUGUGAUAUGUGCAACAAAUCAUUCUCAGGCUCAUCAGCCCUUCACGUACACCAACAAAUUCACACACGGGACAAACCAUUCACGUGA